AUGUUUGGGGGGAUAGAAGACCCAGCACCGCCGUUAUCUCCCCCUUCGGUCACAAUAAUAGGUGCAAGGUUUCCCGCGGACGGCUCGCCAGCGCACUUACUAUCCCUCAAAACAACGUCUGAGGGAGUUGGUGGUUCACCUGACUCCUUCUUAUUCCACGUACCAGAUCUGCGAGUGUUCUGGAAGACUCCGCAAGCAUGGCAACACCGGGACGUGCAGAGAUUGGAAAUUGAAAAUCAGCCUUUCCUUAACUGCCAUGGGGUAUAUAUGGUCUUCUUCUCGUAUUUUCUUGACGAGCUACCCCGAAACAAUAACUUUCCGGCCCAGCUUAUUCCAAAUCAAAUUUUUUCUGGUGACGUGUUCGUUGUUAAGUUAAAGCCGCAUGAAUUUGGAGAACAUGCCUGGGCGGCUUAUGAUGACGUUCCUCCGGAGUUUCUAAAGUUGCCUAUUAUGGGUAGAAGAUACUAG
Molecule: messenger RNA, 468 nt
Organism: Lindgomyces ingoldianus
Lineage: Eukaryota; Fungi; Ascomycota; Dothideomycetes; Pleosporales; Lindgomycetaceae
Exons: 1
Coding region: 1-468 (155 amino acids)
Source: RefSeq, a predicted model, not a curated record